This is a messenger RNA of Paramuricea clavata, 4683 nucleotides long. The record is from the annotation of a GenBank genome assembly. Lineage: Eukaryota; Metazoa; Cnidaria; Anthozoa; Malacalcyonacea; Plexauridae.
GUAUCGAAACUUUUCAAAUACUUUCAUUACGAGGAUUUAUUUCACACAGGAUAUCAAAGAGAAUUAACGUACAAACGAAGAAGUGGUUCGUAUAGCAUAUUUGGAAAAUCAGACAGCGAAGGAAGCAUGAUGUAAGUUUAAUGCCCUCUGUAUUCCCGUUCUGCAUUCUUAUAUGGCUUUGAAUGUUUAACUCCAGCCGCGGUAUAUGGGUUGCUAACUCCCCUUGUCUGAGGUUUCUACACUGAUGCAACAUUCAUUUAUCCAUAAUACGCCUUUCUUUAUUACUUUGACAACAAAUGGCAGAUGAUUUUGCUUUGCGGAAAUUAAUUGGCUAAUGUGAUUUUGUAAAUAAAGAUAGAUAGAUAUAACUUUAUUUAAAAACGCUAACUUUGUCAACUAAAUCUGAUUUCCACGACGUCCAGUCAUUUCUCAAUUAAACAUAAAGGAAUGGAAUCAUAAUUACCCAAAUUCACCACUAUUCGUUUUGUUAGGUUAACAGCAUUCGUGGUUCGUUCAUUUGCACGAGCGCGAAAGUAUGUGUUUGUUGAUGAAGACGAGAUCAAACACAGCAUUCAAUGGUUUCGGAGAAAACAGAAACCCUCAGGUUGUUUCCCAAAAUACGGAAAAGUGUUUGAUAAAUCACUUCAGGCAAGUGUCUAGACUUUUAAUAGUAAUAUAAUAUUUGUGGAGAGGCUAAUUUGUUUUCUUAUAUCCAAGUGGAGGUUGGAAAAAAUGUUACAAAAUAUACUACUAUGGAUGCAAGAAAUGCGUUGAUGACUAAAUUUAAGCUGUUUCCAUUCCCUCACUUACCCAAUUGGCUUCUAUUUUUGAAAUCUUGAAAUGAAUGUAUUUAAACUGGGAUUAAUUAAUAUGUUUAUUGACCUUGAUUUGGACACAACAGUAUGAAGCAAAUUAAUCAAGUUUUAGGGAUAAUGGUGUGGUAGAUCCCGCUCCUAAGGGGCGGACAAAAUUUGGCGCUCAUUCAUUACAAUUACAUUUCUGCCCCCCAAGUAAUAUUGGAUAAUUAUUUUACACUUUAAAACGACAUUUGCUCCUGCUGGUAAGGGAGCAUAACGUGUCCAACCAUAACAGCUCUUUGCUGCCAUAACAUGCCUUAGCUACCGUAACAGGUCUUAGCUACCAAACUGUCUGAGCUUCCGUAUCUUAUGCUCAACUCAAUCAUCAUAUCUAUAAUCAUAUAUACAACUUCCAGGGUGGUUUGAACAGCGAACUUACCAUUACGGCAUACGUCACAAUAGCAUUAUUGGAAGCUGGUUUUAAUAAGAAGGUAAGAAAUAUUUUAUAUAAAGAUAUAGAUCUUAAUACUGCAAGCUCUCAUUGAAAAGCAGGCUAUGAACGGCACUGCUCCAAUCUUAUAGGCUGUGCGCUGUUUCAAUGUUUAUAUCCACAGCCGGUCUGCUACAGCUUUGAUAAUUAUCGCUAGGCAGACUACCAUACGGGUUCCACAUCAGGAUAUAGUUUACUAUUGCGGGUAUGACAGAUCUUUUCCUACUUGCUCUUCAUAUAAUUGUUGUUUCGACUGGUUCCUAUCCAUCGUUGUUUUGUUGAACUUCAGCUAACCUGCGAUCGUUUACUCCAUUCAACAUGGAAGACAGUUUACACUACUAUGCUUCAAGAAACUGGAGUUAGUGUUUAAUUAAACAUGCGGUUUUAGGCGACAUUUUCCUGAUAUACUUGCAUGAGAGUGAAAAAUUACGUGUGUUCAGGUCACCACAUGGAGCUAUAUGUAAUUCCAACAAAUCAAGUUCAUAAAUAUUGUUCUUCGCUGCAUAUACUGGUGUCCUACACUCAGGAUACUGUCUAAUUAUUUUUAAUUUUCUGAAUCAAAAGCCAUAAUUCACUUUUAUCUAACAUAUUAUCCCGUAUAUUUCAGACACGGAUGGUCUCAAAAGCCCUUAGUUGUGUAACCGACAACCUAACACAUAUUCAGGAUUCUUACACUACGUCGUUAGUAACAUACACCUUAGUGUUAGCAGAUCAUCCAAAAUCUGGACUUAUGAUCAGUCGUUUAAAGAACAAGGCAGUCAGUUCGGAAGGUGGGAUAAUUUAUUUUUAGUGUCUUCUAAUCCAAUCUACUUAACAAAUAGAUAAGAUUUCACCGUUGUCUGUUCAGUCAGCGAUACACAUGGUAUGACGUCAUAAUGUGUGAAGAACAAAAAAGUGACGCACGAGCUGCCGAGGCGAGUGGAUCACUUUUUUGUUCUUCCCACAUUAUGAUGUCAUAGUGUGUAUCUAUAACUCAACAGACAACGUCAAAAUCUUAUCUAUUUGUUUUAUAUAAUAAAAAUAAAACCCCGAAUAUAGUAUAGGUAAUCAUGCGAUGGCAAGUGCCAUUAGGGAUUAAUAGUACGAGGGAUGUUUGGAAAUUUUGCCAAAUUGGACGAGCCGCCGGGGCUAAUCAAUGCGAACAUCAAUAUUAAACAUACUGAACUUUAUUAUCAUGAUUAAACAUACUUCUCAAUGUCGAGAUCAUAUUCUCUCGCCAAAGCCAAGACCUGCCAGACUAUCAACCAAAAUUUGGUGCUUUUGUUCGUAUUUAAUUUUCGUUUAGUUCCCCUAGAGCUAUUUCAUUUCAGAUUUGUAUUUUGUUAAAAUACCUUUCCGCCAUUUUGUUUUGUUUUGGAAGAAUAAUCUAUUGCAGUACAAUUAAUGAUGGUAAUAGAACGAAUAGGAGUGCUAUUAAUGCCAUAAUCAUACGAGUGAUUACAAAAUCAACCGACCGCGUAGCGGGAGGUUGAUUUGUUAAUCACGAGUAUGAUUAUGGCAUUAAUAGUACGACUUAAUUCGUUCUAUUACUUAUUAAUUAUUUAUCUUCUGUAAUCAAACUGUUUAAGGGGGAAAAGCAGAAAAAUACAAUUUGUUGAAAUUCUAAAAUCAAUAUAAUUUUUAAAUUUUUGUCACGACAAUUCUUAGUGAAAUAGUACAAUUUUGAAUUAUUAUUUAUCAUAUAUAAUCAAAUUAACAUAUUAUUAACUUCCGGGCAUUAUUUCCGGUAUAACCACAUGACAACAUUUGUUUGAAUUAUUCAAAACACAAUUGGGAAGCCAUGUUUGUAUGUUUAUAACGUGUUCAAAAUAGUGAAGUUCUUUAGUUCAAUUAAUCAUCUGAAUUGGAUUGUGUCUAGUUCGGUGUCUUCUGCUGGAUGAACAGGUAGGUCAUUUUCGUCAGAAAAUAUAUAAUUUAACAACCCUCGAAAAUGAGAUCGGCAUUCGGCAAUGCCGACCUUCAGUAUUAAAAUGCUGACCUAUCAACCUCCCAUGUCGGCAAUGUUUUGCCGACCUUAAUUCAGCCAAAGUAAGAAUCUUUUUGGUUCUUAUAGUUGUUAAAAAGUCAGCGAUUAUUAAUUCGAUGCACUUUGGUGUAAGGUUUAAGAAUUAACGGGUAUAUUUAUGUUAUAAUUUAAGUAAAACUCUAAAAGAAAAGGCUUCGUGACAUUUAUACUUUUCAAUGAUUCGUAAAUACGUGAUUACUAGUGCUCCAAGACAUGGAAACAGAUUUUAAAAAAUGCCGAGAUAGGUCAGAUUUAGGUCGGCAUUUUUUUUCCGACCUCAAUUUUGACGGUUUUCGAGGGCUGAUUUAAAAAUUAAAAGGGCAAAAUUUGUGAAUUCCUCCAUUUUGAAUUUUUUUACAGCAAUAAAGAAAAUAAAAUUCAAAGUUUGUAUCCUGAGUACUGAUUGGCUAGUGUAAAUACUAGACUGAUUUUCAUUGGCUGUAGACAAGAGUGCGAUUACAGCUCAGAAAAGGUGCGAUUAAUGCUCAAAUCGCACUCCUGUAAACCAAUGAAAUUGCAGUAUUUGCCACUGAUUACAGAAGAUAAAUAAUUAAUGAAAUAAUUGUACUCCUCUCAACCAAUCAGCAUCCAGUAAUGUUGUCAUGCUAAUAAUAAAACAGGUAAAUAGGCAAUUUACUUUUCAUCCAUCCCAUCAUUUGAAAAUUUUACAAAGUCGAAAUUUUACAAAUAUCACGCAUACAUGAUCUAUACAAACAAGGGAAUGCUAUUGGAUACGGUUUUGGGGUUCGUAAUUCCGUGCAUCAGGCUCGCUUGAAUUCUUAAGCGCUUGAAUUCUUAACGUUUAAUAUAUUCAAUAAUCGCACAAUCGAAAAGGCGUUUAGUUAACGAUUUGGAGUACAUAUGAAAAAAAUAGAGUUGUGGCGUUGUUAUAUUUGUGAUUAAAUUUUGCAGUUGCGUAGAAGCACAUGUUGUUUAUAUUUUAUUUUAUUAACAUUUCAUUCCAAAUACAAAGGAACAAUAUAGCUCGGAAUGCACUGAAAGAAUAUUUGUAGUAACAUAAUUUAGACAGCGCGUCAAUUAUUAGCAAUAUCCUAAAUGCAUGGUAAAAGAGCAAAGGGGAAAGGCCUAUGCCAUACAAAUUAAAUAGUUAAUUAAUAAUACAUUCAAUUUUUCACGGAUGCAAUGGGCUCAUCAACCUGUAUUUUCUUUCAGACGGCCUAAUUUUCUGGUCUGCUAGGAAUGACAAAUUAGUCGCGACCGAGGAGCCGACAGACUACUUUGCUGAAAAGCUUCGCCCUGCUGAUGUGGAAAUGACCGGCUAUGCUUUAAUGUCUUAUCUGAAACGAAAUGAACAACCUAAAGAUAUAAUGAAGAUAGUCAAGUGGUUAUCUAAGCAACGUAAUUAUUAUGGGGGAUUUUCUUCAACACAG